This is a messenger RNA of Letharia columbiana, 606 nucleotides long. RefSeq lists its product as uncharacterized. Bases 1 to 606 code for a protein of 201 amino acids. Gene Ontology annotation, biological process: superoxide metabolic process. The transcript has a single exon. The record is from RefSeq and is a predicted model, not a curated record. Gene Ontology annotation, molecular function: superoxide dismutase activity; metal ion binding. NCBI's taxonomy places the organism in Eukaryota, Fungi, Ascomycota, Lecanoromycetes, Lecanorales, Parmeliaceae.
AUGGCUUGGGCCAACCACCAAUUUUUCUCCACCCUCUCCCCCAACCCUCCAAAAAUGUCCGCCUUCCUCACAUCCAAAAUCAGCGACUCCUUCUCCUCCCCCGAAUCGCUCCAGAAUACCUUCAUCGCGACCGCCAACGCCAUGUUCGGACCCGGCUUCGUUUGGCUCGUCCGACACAAAUACAGAAACGCUUACCUGAUGGAAAACGAACUCUCAAUCCUAACGACCUAUCUCGCCGGUUCGCCUCUGCCAGGGGCGCAUUACAGGAGGCAGGAACAGGAUCAGAAUACCAUGAUGGCCGCUGGCUCGUUCGGAAGCGCUUCGCUCUUUCCCGGGAAGGAAAGCAAAAUCGCGUACGGUGGAGCGGAUAUCGAUGUCCUGUUGGGGGUGAAUACGUGGGAGCAUGUUUGGUUGAUGAAUUAUGGUGUCGGAGGGAAGAAGCGGUUUUUGGAGGGGUGGUGGAACGCGAUCGAUUGGGAUGUGGUGGAGUCGAAUUGGCACGAUACGAGCAGGGAGAAAAAGACAGAGAACAGAAGGAGUAACCCUCUUGGUCGGCUGGGGGAUGUGGGUAGACGGAAGCAAAGGCCUGUCGACAGUGUAUACUAG